Pseudopodoces humilis (Tibetan ground-tit) is the source of this 2529-nucleotide messenger RNA. The record is from RefSeq and is a predicted model, not a curated record. NCBI's taxonomy places the organism in Eukaryota, Metazoa, Chordata, Aves, Passeriformes, Paridae.
AUGUCGGAAUACCUGGUGACAGCCCUGGUCGGAUUCAGCGGAGAGAUUCAGUAUUCUGCAAAGCCUCCUUGGACUCAGAUGUUGGCUGUUGUCGACAUGGACCUCCCACAAAAGGUCAUAGACCAGCCCCAGCCAGGACCAACAGUCUUCACAGAUGCAUCCUCAACAACCUCCACUGCGGCUGUGGUGUGGCAAUCGGACAACAAGUGGCACUGCGUCAAAGUGACUGAUCGUGCACUCUCAGUCCAGCAGUUAGAAAUAGCAGCCGUGGUACUGGCAUGCAGACUGUUCCCAACAGAGCAUCUUAACAUUGUAACUGAUUCAAUGUUUGUAGCCAAGCUUUGCCUGGCUAUGUCAGGACCCCGCAUAUUGACAUCUACAGCAGCUCUAAUGCUAGAAGAAGCGCUCUCCUCUCGAAAAGGUACCAUAUCAGUCAUCCAUGUUAACAGCCACGACCCUAUCAAAGGGUUCUUCCAGGUCGGCAACAACAAAGCAGAUGCUGCCGCAAAAGGAUUGUGGACUCUACAAGAAGCUCGUCAGCUACAUGAAACCCUGCACAUCGGAGCCAAAGCACUAGCAAAGAGAUGUGAAAUCUCAGUUGCUGAUGCAAAACAUGUAGUAGCUUCAUGCCCCCACUGCCAAAAGGCACUGCUGUGGUCCUGUGGAAUCAACCCCAGAGGGCUAAAAGCCUCAGAGAUAUGGCAAACAGACUUUACAUUGUGCCAGCUGUUGAAACCCCGAGCAUGGCUUGCAGUAACAGUGGAUAUGUACAGCGGAGUAAUUAUAGCCAUGCAGCACCUGAAAACCAACUCCAAAGCAACUAUCCAGCAUUGGCUAACAGCCAUGGCUUGGCUUGGCAUCCCUAAGCAAAUCAAAACAGACAAUGGUGCAAAUUUUAUCUCAAAGCCGAGCCAGGAAUUCUCCUCCAAAUGGGGUAUCACUCUGGUGCAAGGCAUCCCGUGCAAUAGCACAGGACAAGCCAUCGUUGAGUGAGCAAACCAGACCUUGAAGGCCAAGCUAGAAGUGUUAGCAAAAACAGAAGGCUAUAACAAUUCCAUUCCCCAAGUAGACCAGGCGCGCUUGCUAGCAACUGCACUGUUAGCACUGAACCAAUUCCCUAGAGGAGAUGAAACAAACAGUCCCUCCCAAAAACACUGGGCCACUCAAGCUCUAGAAGAGGGCCCACAGGUCAUAAUCAAAAAUGAGUUAGGAGAGUGGGAGCAAGGUUGGAGAUUAGUACUCACAGGGCGAGGGUACGCUGCAGUUAAAAGAGAUGGUAAAGACUGGAUCAUUGGGCGCCCACGUGAUGCAUAUGCUCCAGUGCCGGAAGGAGGCGAUGAACCACCAGACAACCCGAAGACGACCAGAACUCCUGAGCCUGUGAAACCCAAGCGACAACGACUUCUGUGUGUUAUCUUGCUUUUAGGACUUGCUAGCAGUGAGCAGCAAGAAGCUUCUCCCCAAAGAUCUGAAGCCACUGCUUUCGAUUUGCUCUAUCGAAUGUUAGAUGCCACCUUUUUACCUCUAAAUCAAUCCAACCCUAAUGCCACAGAAUCCUGCUGGCUGUGCUAUGACACACAGCCCCCUUUCUAUGAGGCUGUGGCCUUUAACAACCAGCCGAUGUGGUCUAAUGCUGAGGCCCCAGUCCAGUGUCGCAGUGAGUCACCUUCUCACAGAAUCACCAUCAGCCACAUGACCGGGCGAGGGUUUUGCGUAGGCAAAGCUGCUGUCGUUGACAAAAAAGUCUGUGCGACCACCAUGCAGGUUGACAAGUCUAAGAAAUGGGCAAUCGCCCCCUUGUCUGGCAUGUGGGUUUGUAACCACAGUGGGCUAAGCCCUUGCAUCUAUACCCAAAGCUUUAACUCCUCUGCUGACUUUUGUGUAUUAGCUGCUAUCAUCCCCAGGGUCCUAUACCACUCCGGAGAGGAAGUGAACCAGUACCUUGAGCAAGCAGGCCGCCUUCAGGAAAGAGAGCUGCUGACAGGAUUGUCAAUAGCAGUGCUGCUCGGCUUGGGAGCGACCGGUGCAGCCACUGGUGUCUCCGCCCUGGUAACCCAGAGUCAGAGUCUCUCUCAGCUACAGAUGACUGUAGAUGAAGAUCUACAGAGAAUUGAGAAAUCCGUAUCUUUUCUAGAAAAGUCUGUCUCCUCACUCUCUGAAGUUGUUUUGCAGAACAGGCGAGGUCUUGACCUUCUGUUCAUGCAGCAAGGAGGCCUCUGCAUCACCCUGAAAGAAGAGUGCUGCUUCUAUGCAGACCACACCGGAGUAGUGAGAGACACCAUGGCAGAGCUACGAGACAGACUAUCUCAAUGGAAGGUGGAGAGAGAAGCCCAGCAAAGCUGGUUCCAAUCUUGGUUUGACCAGUCUCUGUGGCUGACCACCCUGGUGUCUACCCUGAUUGGGCCAGUUGUGAUGAUCUUACUUGUGUUAAUCUUUGGACCAUGUGUUUUAAAUAAGUUUGUGUCCUUUGUUAAGAGCCAACUAGAAAGAGUUAACAUUCUGUUUAUAAAAAGGCAACAGAUCCUUUAA